GCAUGACUUUAUUCCGAAAUAGUUAUAAUAGAUGUAAUUAUUUAGGAAAAGUUAGUAUUUUGUUGAUUAGUGUAUGGUUACUAACAAUUAUUUUAUCAAUAAAUCAUAUGUUUAAAAAUAAUUCGAUAAAUUCAUCUGAUUAUAAUCCAGACUCCAAAGAAGAUAGUGAACGAUUAUUGCACAUGAUUAAUAAUUUACACAUGCUUAAAAAACAAAAUAAGGCUCUUCGGAAUAUUAUAUUAGGAAGUAAUUUUGGAGCUGCACAAGAAAGUUAUUUAAAAACGGUUCCUAAUAAAAUACAAACAAAUUCUGUUAAUCGUGAUUUAAUUAAGCGACAAGAUGAUAUUAAUAAGAAAUAUUUUGAACCAACAUUAAAAUACGAAGAAAUUCGACGAAAGAUCAGAAACGAUGUUCAGGAAAUGUGGUAUUUUAUUAAUGCAGAAUUAAAUAAAAUCAAGAAAAAUACACAAAGCCAUAAUUUGAAAAAUGAUAUUGAAACAAUGAUAGAUCAUUUUAACGAUUAUAAAAAAUCCUUAGCAAUUAAUGUAGAUAAGUUAUCUAAUAUAGAUGGAUAUGCAAAGUGGCGUGAAAAAGAAUCUUUUGAAAUAUCUGAAUUAGUUCAAAAACGCUUCAGCUAUCUACAAAAUCCUCAAAACUGUAGCAGUGCAAAAAAGUUAAUAUGCAAUAUAAAUAAAGGAUGUGGUUUCGGUUGCCAGAUACAUCAUUUGGUAUAUUGUUUUCUCGUAGCCUAUGGAACCGAAAGAACACUUAUAUUAAAAUCAAAGGGAUGGAGAUAUCAAAAAGAAGGUUGGGAAUCUGUAUUUAAACCACUUAGUGAUACGUGUCUUUCUGACAGUGGCGAAACUCAUGCAAAUUGGCCUGGUGAUCAAUCAAAACAAGUUAUUACAUUACCUAUCGUAGAUAAUGUAUAUCCAAAACCUAUAUUUCAACCUCCAAGUGUACCUGCUGAUUUAGCUCAAAGACUUCAGAAAAUUCAUGGAUAUCCACUCGUUUGGUGGGUGGGUCAAGUUUUGAAAUAUCUAAUGAGGCCAAAUGAAAGUACGAAAAUAUUGUUAGAAAAUAAAAAACAAAAGAUAAAAUUUAAUAAUCCUAUUGUUGGUAUACAUAUACGUAGAACAGAUAAAGUAGGUACUGAAGCUGCUUUUCAUGAUAUAGAUGAAUAUAUGCUUAAAGUUCAGCAAUAUUUUGAUAGUUUAGAAACAAAGCCCGAAAUAAAACGAAUUUUUUUAGCGAGUGAUGAUCCGAAAGUGAUCAUUACUGCCAAAAAACGGUAUCUAGAGUAUGAAAUUAUAGCAGAUACAGAUAUAGCGCAAACAGCUUCGGUAUCUCGUCGUUAUUCUAAUUUAUCCCUACAAGGAAUAAUAAUAGAUAUUCAUUUUCUUUCCUUGUGUGAUUAUUUAGUAUGUACGUUUAGUUCUCAAGUAUGUCGCGUUGCUUAUGAAUUAAUGCAAACCCAAUAUCUAGAUGCCUCUAAUAGAUUUGCUUCGUUAGAUGAUAUAUAUUAUUAUGGAGGUCAAAAUCCACAUCCUCAAAUUGUUAUAUUAGACCAUAUACCGAAAAGGGAAGGAGAAAUAGAAUUAAGAAUUAAUGAUGAAAUAGAAGUAUAUGGAAAUCAUUGGGAUGGAUAUUCAAAAGGAAGAAACUUGAGAACUAGCAUAACAGGAUUAUUUCCUAGUUUCAAAGUUAAAAAUUGUAUAAAAUCAGUGGAUUUUCCAAAAUAUCAAGCUUUA
Ceratosolen solmsi marchali is the source of this 1751-nucleotide messenger RNA. It is a transcript of the gene FucT6, whose product is annotated as alpha-(1,6)-fucosyltransferase 8. Gene Ontology annotation, molecular function: protein binding; alpha-(1->6)-fucosyltransferase activity. The annotation marks the transcript as partial. Gene Ontology annotation, biological process: protein N-linked glycosylation. NCBI's taxonomy places the organism in Eukaryota, Metazoa, Arthropoda, Insecta, Hymenoptera, Agaonidae. The record is from RefSeq and is a predicted model, not a curated record. The transcript is spliced from 5 exons.